This is a messenger RNA of Anopheles gambiae (African malaria mosquito), 3439 nucleotides long. RefSeq lists its product as uncharacterized. The record is from RefSeq and is a predicted model, not a curated record. The transcript is spliced from 3 exons. The coding region runs from base 1889 to 3388 and encodes 499 amino acids. Lineage: Eukaryota; Metazoa; Arthropoda; Insecta; Diptera; Culicidae.
CGUUAGGACGUAGCGUUGGGUAAUGAUUGAGGCACCACAUAGGCCAACACCGCUGUUGAACUGCCCAAGUAGGGCCACUUGAUAGGGGAACUGACCGGGGCGUGCUUCUUGUCCGUUAACGAUGCGACGGUUGGGAGUGUUUUGUGUCGCGGUGGUUGGUGUGCGGAAGUGAGCUUUGAUGUGAUCGAACUCCUCGAUCGGACGCACCUCGGACCAGUCGAUUCCGAACGAGGAAGAAGAAGAGGUGGUGGGGAGUGGUGAAACACCGUGAAGCAGUGCCAGAAGGCCUACCAGCGUGAGUGAAAUUACACACUUCAUCUUUGGAUGACAAUAGGGAUUGGAGCUCGGAGGGGUUGCCCGAGUGAUGCGAUCAACCAAUGGCUGAAGGUGUGCUUUUAUACCAAAUUCGCUGCUUAUCACUUGAACUUUGCGAUAAAGAUUCGUCCAAAAUUGGCCCACAAUGGAAGUCACGUGCGAUAAGUCCCCGCCUGAUAAAAGCGUUAAAUCAAAGGAAGAUUUCAUUGGGAAUGCCCUUUCGGGGAAAAACGUCCAGGAACGGAACUUUACUUCGAAAAGAUUGAUAAAAAUAGAACCAGAAAGCGCGUGCCAGUGGCCGAUCGGGAUGAUAAAAAUCCCAAGGGAAUUCCAAUGAUGCCAGCGUGUCAUACUGGGGGCAUUCCCCAUGGGAAAAGCGAAGGAAUUGAGAUAAGAGCGCCUCUCCCUUUCGAAUGUUGUAAAACAAGCGGGUAAAGGUAAUCAAACGUGUGUAAGCAAAACCCACGAUUUUUAGACCAAUUUCCUCUUCUUGUUCUAAGCGGCCACCUGCCAAGGUCUUAAAAACAAGCUUACCUUAGCUUCUGUCUCAGUCAAAUAAAUCCCAAGGCCUCAGACUCAAAAUCAAGGCCGCGGUUAACACAGUCCAUCGAUUUCGUCCGGCCUUGCAAGAGCCGGUACGCCUGUCGAAUAGUCAACAAGGCAACUAGGAUUGAUGUUUGAAAUAAGAACACAGAUGUGACAUGUUGUUAGGACAUGUUCUAUAGACGCCUUUAUCACGUUACGUCCCAGUGAAUGAUAGGUUCUUGGGAGCAACGAGCUCUGAUUCUGAACCGUCUCCGACAAUUGUUAGUUUGAUCACACCUCUAGCGAAAACCGAACUACCAGUUACGCUAGGAGUUGGAUUCGUCUCGGGUUGUAAUCAUCUGGAAUCAGAGUAAGCCGGAGUUUUCGGUAUUGAAGGCUGAAGACUCCAGCCGGCCCCAAAUAAGGCUGUCCCGCUAGUCUAGUCCCAACAGAUUGGUUUUAAACCACUGACAAUGAAUUAGUUACUUCCAUUAGAUGUCCCAAUUCUCUUGUGCAAAAUAAGCCUCAAGAAUGCGAUUAUGAUCUUGUCCUUGAAUAACAAAUCCUCCAAGUGUGCCAAGUUCGUUCUUUGGCCCUCUUUAGAAGUCAUGCGUUCUUCUUUUUAAAGGGAAUUCAUCCCGUCCAUAGAUGAUGCUGUCAUGACUGUUCGCUUAGCACUGCGUUGGAGCCUUAAAAGAAUCUUUUUAACUAAAUUCCAGGUCUAGUCCGCUAAGCAGAAAUACACUCACACAUUCUCUCUGCCAUUCCCAAAACCCGUGAAUUGUGGUUCAGUUGUGCAAGCACUGUCCAAAAACCUGUAUUGCAGUACGAAAUCCUGAGACAGAGAACUGAACGUGGGAUGUGUUUGCACAGCUGCCCCAUCCGCAAGCACAGUAGACGUGUAUGGUCCCCCGCAGAAGCGUUCUAUUGCAGAAGCAUUGAACAGUUUUGAAAACAAGAAGGCACGUUUAGACCGUGCUCUUGCCUUGUGCGGAUAUCGAAUAUUGGCAACGAAUCGGUGUUGCCGUGCUAGAUACAUUCAGGAGCCAUGUACGCGUUGGCUGUGUCUGUUGCGUUGGCCUGCAUCGUACUGCAGGUCGCGUAUUCCCGUCCCGACUUUGGCAUCCGGGGCACGAUCGAUGGGGUGAGCAAUGUCAACUCGCGAGCCAUCCUGGUGAAGGAGUACUUUCUGCGUGUGAACGACUACAUUAUACCGGACCAGAAGAGUGACAUUGCGACGCUGCGUGAUGCGGCUAAAACGCUGCAGGCGAUCGGUCAGUCGGUGAACAACCUCGGACCGGCCCUGAUGGAUGCACUGACGACCGCCACGGACAACGACAGUGGGGAUGUUAAUGCGACGUUCGCGCUGAUCAACAUGGCUCGGUUAAACUUCGAGGGCUACGUUGAAAUCAAUCUAAACGAACAGAUCCUCAACUUGAACACGCUACUGGGCAUGCAUGUGCGCGAUCAGCUGGUGGACGAUUUCUAUCACAUCUCCAACCGACUGGCCGCGGUGAACAACACGCUCGGUCAGCUGCAGUCGGCAGUUGUGGCGGCAAACAACGCAGCCGGCGGGGGCCCUGUGUCGCAGGAUCUGAUUAAACAGUUUGUGAAUGCCGAUCUGGUGGCUCAGCUGUCCCGCCAUCUCACCCUGCUCGCCUACCGCAUUCCCGUGCUGACGUACACCGUGACCUCCUCGCUGGAGAACAUUGAGCAGGCGGACGCGUACUACUACGGGCUGGUGCAGGACUCGGACCGUGUGCUGAACGAGAUCGAAACGUCGGGCGACGAGUUCAACAUGCUCGCGGGCAACUACUCCCUGCUCGUGGAGCAACAGAUGAACCAACUGAUUGCCGAUUACAAACCGGAACUGUCGCUCGCGAACGAUUCGGCUACCGCGCUGAACGUGACCGCUCUUGCGACGGUCGUAACCAACCUGAAGAACGUGACGGACGCCAAACUGGCCGAAACGCUGAAAGCCUACAAGGACCUGUACCUGCCCGCCAUUCUAGCGCUGUCGAAGCUGCUGCCCAUCGAGUCGAACUUCUCCUUCCUGACGGGCGAAAAUCCGGCCGCAGUGCUGGUAGGGGUGCUGAUUGCGAACGGUCCCUUUUCGCGGUUCUGCUUCUGGAAGUACUCGAGCCUGCUGCACAACAUUCUGCUCACGUCCAACUUUGCCGCCGAGUGCUACGAUCGCGAGUACAACCGGUUGAGCACGCUGCAGCAGGCGCUUCUGCUGCAGAUCGAGCUGAUCUCGUACAGUCUGGAGAUCGUGAACCCGUACUCGGUGGUGUGUGGGUUCCUGCCACCAUCCGUCGCCCUGCGGACGGAACAGUGCGCGAACGAGAUCGCAUCCUACUUCAACAUAAUUUCGAACGAUUUUAGCAGUAAGCUGGGGGCGUUCGUUAAUCUGACCUCCAUUGAGCUUAAUGCUAGCAAGCAGCGACUGAGCGUAUGUUGGUCGGCCAAGAUACAGUCCACGUUUGUCAAGUACCAGACGCUCAUUCCGGAAAUAAGAAACUGCUCCUUGACCGGUCCCGAACUGUAGAUGACAGAGACGGUGUAAAAUAAGCAUUAAAGCAAACGGAUUUCUGCUAAA